Molecule: messenger RNA, 1341 nt
Organism: Camelina sativa (false flax)
Lineage: Eukaryota; Viridiplantae; Streptophyta; Magnoliopsida; Brassicales; Brassicaceae
Source: RefSeq, a predicted model, not a curated record
AUAUAUGGCUCUACUGAUAUCAAUGAACUACUACAAUAAUUGUCAAUACAAAACAACAAGCAUAUAAAUUUCCCUAACUAGAGUUACAGUCUGACAAAAAAUUUACUACGUUAGAACCAAAGUGGCUCCUACGAUGAGCAAUGUGCAUAGCAGAUCGUGUUGAAUGGAUUUAGAAGCCGACUUGGCUCCUGCGGGAACUUCAGCAGUUUCUGGCGCCAAGUUUGCCGUCGCCGGUGCAGAACUAUUUACCGGACCUCGCCCGUAAGGAAAUAUAUCCGGCGUAUUCGCUGGUGUUGAUGGAAUACCAGGGAUUGUUACAGGCGGUGUUGCUGAAGUCUCUGGAGCAUCGGCUGAGACUGGUGGUUGGUUUGAUGGUGCGGUGGCGGAAGAUACAAACGAGGUGGUGGGACUAAUCGUCGGAGGGGAGAUUGGAGACUUCACUGGAAUAGUAGCGGGAGGGGAAAGAGGGGAGGUUGCGGGAGUUGAGACAGGAGCCGUGGCGGUAGUCGGAGUGGAAACAGGGGAAGUCGCCGGAGAUAAAACAGGGGAUUUCAAAGGAGUCGAAAUGGUUCGAGAUGUAACAGGGGAAGUCGCUGGAGAUAAAACAGGAGAUUUCAAAGGAGACGAAAUGGUUCGAGAUGUAACAGGGGAAGUCGCCGGAGAUGAAACAGGGGAUCUCGAAGGAGUCGCAAUGGUUCGAGAUGUAACAGGGGAAGUCGCCGGAGAUGAAACAGGGGAUCUCGAAGGAGUCGCAAUGGUUCGAGAUGUAACAGGGGAAGUCGCCGGAGAUGAAACAGGGGAUCUCGAAGGAGUCGCAAUGGUUCGAGAUGUAACAGGGGAAGUCGCCGGAGAUGAAACAGGGGAUCUCAAAGGAGUCGCAAUGGUUCGAGAAGAGACAGGGGACGUCGCCGGAGUAAAAACUGGGGAUUUCGAUGGAGACGGAGCGGUGGUCUGAGAAGGGGAAGUCGUCGGAGUAAAAACAGGGGAUUUCUCCGGAGUCUGCAUAGGCAAACUUUGCUUCGUCGGAGAUUGCGCCUCUGGAGAGUUUUGUAUUACGGGAGGAUGUAAAGUAGGCGUAUGGGAAGGAGACUUCGUCGGAGAUAUAAAGCGAUGAGAUUUUGACGGAGGAUGUUGUUUCACGGCGAGUCUCGGAGACUGAGCGGGUGCAUUCUCCGCUUGUACAUUACCAUAAACAGAAAUUAAAAAGACAAAAAUAGGAAUUACAACGAAGCGAUGCAUCGUGUAUCUUGUUUUGUGUUUUGAUUCUGGUAAUGAAAAGCAACAAUCCAAAUUGUUGUGUGUGUUUGAUUCUCUGUUCUGAGUUAAAUGAGUGUUCGCAAG